Molecule: messenger RNA, 3748 nt
Organism: Paramuricea clavata
Lineage: Eukaryota; Metazoa; Cnidaria; Anthozoa; Malacalcyonacea; Plexauridae
Source: the annotation of a GenBank genome assembly
AUUACAACCCACAUGGAGAUAAAACCCACUGGAUUCUUGAGCGCCAUUGCAAGUUUAACACCAUAUUCAGAUUUCAACCAAAGUCCCAGGAAUAUGUAUCAAUGUCAGGUUCGAAACACUUCAUUGAAAUUGUCAUCUACCCAAACGAAUAUGUAGUCUUGACAAGCCACGACUUAGUGAUUAUCACUACCAAAUUUUAAAAGCUCUAAAUCCUUGCUUCUACUUUAUUGUAUAGAUGGGUAAACAAACGAUGGGAACACCAUGCCAUUCGCUUCCAUUUCGUGGUGAUAAUAAGCUCUAUCGGAUACAGGUCAGUUUAAAAAUUCGUGCCCAAUUUACAUACAAAUGAUCAAAUGGGCAUUACAAUAUAAUUGGCAUAUACCUGUAACUAAUUUACAUUAAAAAUCAACAUUGUUACCUUAUACAUAUAUAGAAGAAUACAAUAAAAAUAGAUUUUAAUUUUCUUAAUCUACGAGCACAACUUAAAAUUAUUAGAUAAUUGAAAUAUGAGUUUUAAAAGUGUCUAUAUAUAUAUAUAUAUAUAUAUAUAUAUAUAUAUAUAUAUAUAUAUAUAUAUAUAUAUAUAUAUAUAUAUAUAUAUAUAUAUAUAUAUAUAUAUAUAUAUACGAGUAGGUUUGUGUAUACGAAACGCAAAGAGUGCUCAAUAUCAUAAAGAUAGAGCAAAUGUAGAAUUUCGCUUACCUCAAAAUUCCGCAACAGUCUGUUUCAUCAGUAAAGAAUCAUCAGGCGGUAUCAGAUACCGCCUGAUGAUUCUUUACUGAUGAAACAGACUGUUGCGGAAUUUUGAGGUAAGCGAAAUUAUAUAUAUAUAUAUAUAUAUAUAUAUAUAUAUAUAUAUAUAUAUAUAUAUAUAUAUAUAUAUAUAUAUAUAUAUAUAUAUAUAUAUAUAUAUAUAUAUAUAUAUAUAUAUAUAUAUAUAUAUAUAUAUAUAUAUAUAUACACUGGAUCCAGAAAAGUUUGACCUUCGAAUAUAUAUAUAUAUGUCGGCCAUUUUGAAUUUUCUUGGGUUAGUUAUACGCGAACGCAUACAUCAAAUGUCGCUCGCAACGUAUUGUAUAUUGCAAUAUUCCAACAGCUCAAAUAAGUAAAGGAUCAUUGCUUGAAGUUCUUACACAUAUUUGUAGUAGCUAUCUAAUGAACAUUUGAGGGUUGUUAGCUAAUUAACUCUUGUCACAAUUUGGAACCUGAUCUUUUUGGCAUGUCGUAAUUUUAUUCUUUUGCAUCCUUAGAGAUUUAGACGCUUAUUGGCAUGCCUCGAUGAAUUUCUUUGUUUAUUCUUUCGUAUUCACUUGUGCUUAUUUUAUAGCUGUAACCUACGUUCAGAAUUAUUAUAUUUUGCCAACGGAAAUUUUAACGGAAUCGAUAGUCAUUCGAUAUUUCAUCCCCUGAAACUCAGCACGCGCAGCAUUCGUUACCUGGCGAAGCAGGUCACUAUGUUCAUUUCCAAAUGUUCAUUUCCUACUAGCCAUUAUGAUUAUGUGCAAAGACAUCAAUCAAUUAUUCUUUUAUUCAUUUGAGCUGUUGGAAUAAUAUUGCAAUAUACAAUACGUUGCGAGCGACAUUUGAUGUAUGCGUUCGCGUAUAAUUAACCCAAGAAAAUUCAAAAUGGCCGACAUAUAUAUAUAUUCGAAGGUCAAACUUUUCUGGAUCAAGUAUAUAUAUAUAUAUAUAUAUAUAUAUAUAUAUAUAUAUAUAUAUAUAUAUAUAUAUAUAUAUAUAUAUAUAUAUAUAUAUAUAUAUAUAUAAAAAAUGGUUAUCUUUCCCGCGCGUAAUGCAAAUAUAUACAAAAUUUGCGAACUUUACAGGGCUAUAUUUUCCCCAUUUUACAACAAUUCGCAACCAAACUUUGCAAUUUUACUCAUUUGAAGAUGCUCUUUCCAGCUAUGGUAAUGGAUUUCGUUCUUCUUAUCCAGAUCAAAAUUUCGUCUAUAGCUGGAAACAUUAGGGAAUUGUAUAGUUUAGGUGCAGCCCAGCUUUAUCACCUGAUGUCACUUUAGAACUGCGUAUGAAUCAAGCACAUGCAAAGCCUGUGGUACAUCGCAGGUUAUACGCCGCCAGGUAGACAAGAACGCCACCAUGCAUGAUUUGCUUUUAAGGUUAAAAGCAGAAUCUCUUAGACUUUAUUUUCAGAAUAUCAAUCAUCCCUUGUUUUAGGUGGUUUUUUUUUAGAUUUACAGAGGGUUAUAUACUAUCAACAGUUAUAUAAUUAUUCCUGUUAAAUAUUUUUAUGCUUUUGUAUGAGUUUAGAUAUUUAAAAUGAUGUGUGCUUUUCGUGAUAUUUUUCUGUGCAGACUCCACAAUGUCCACUAGUUCGACCCAUGGCUCAUGAUGAGUUUAAUGUUGAUAAUUAUCCCCUGGGAACGAACGCCGUUGUGGCUGUUAUAUCUUAUACGGUAAAUUCUGCAACACUGGAAUACAUAUAGUUUAUUAUAUUUUACGUAAAUUUUAUUAGCUUGUCCUAUGCAUUUGAAAGUUGUACAGUAUGGAUCAAUCUAUAAAUUCUCAGGCCUAUAUGCGACCACAAUCUAAAGUAAUUUCCGAUCCAAAUCCUUACCAUGAUCCCAAACUUUUCCCAAUCCUUACCAUAAUCCUAACCCGUAUUUUAACACUAAAUCCUAACUGUAAUCGAAAUACUGAUCUUGAUAUAUAUAACCCUGACCUAAGUCUAAUCUUAACCUGACACUAACCUGCAGUUGUGCACUUUUAAGAACCGAUUACAAUUGCGAUAUUUGCUGCGAUUUCUAGCACGAUUUUCUUCUUCUGAUGGAUGUGAAGGAGGCGAUAGCUAGGAUAUGAAUGUUCUGAGUAUUAUCACAGAUGAGGUAAGUACAGAUGUGAAUCUCCUGUGAAAUUGCUGAUUGUUUUGUGUCACACGGAAUUCUCACUUCCGGCGAGCGCUGGCAAGUGUCGUUCUGAAAUUUAAUAAGGAAAGAGAUAGGAAAACGCUGUUCGAAAGACGAAAAAUUGUUUUUUUAAAAAGUCUACGCUACCGACGGCUAUUUUUGGAAUUAAUUCUUCAAGAGUAACGGCAAGCGAUCACUUUUAUUGAUUUCUUUUUAUUAAAAGUGUUAAUAUAACAUUUUAUUUAGCAAAAGUUUGUUUUUUUCCCUAUCUACUUCUUAUUAAAAUCGUGAAAUACACUUGCUGGAAAUUUCAGAUGCUCGUGUAUAAAUAACAAAACAGCGAAUGAUAUAAAUGCCUCAAAACAUAACUCUCGCAUAAAAAAAACAUGAAUACUUCUAUAAUAUGUAUAGUUUUAUUCCUCUGCAUUCUCAAAAUUUAAUAAAAUAGUGAAUUAAUACAAUUUUAAAGUUUAUUUAAUCCGUGUGACACAUUUUCACAGGAGAUUCACAUCUGUAUUACCUCAUCUGUGGUAUUAUAUCCUCAUCUGAACAUUCAUAACUCAUUCACUUGUUUACAUCCACCAGAAGAACAAAAUCGCCCCUAAAAUCGCAGCAAGAAGUGCAAGUGUAAACCGGCCUUUAUAUGGAAAGCAACCCAUAGUACUUCUUCAUCAAACAGAAAAUUGCAGUAAAUAAGUUUCAUUAAUAAUUAGUCUUUGAAUUGUGAUUAAUUCAAACUGGCCAUUGUGAUGUCGUUGCAAGGUCUUUGACUUUAACGGAAUGUCAAAUUUCUGUUUCAGGGUUACGAUAUGGAGGAUGCUAUGAUAUUAAACAAGUCUUCAUUUGAGCGAGGCUUUUCUCAUGGCACAGUUUACAAAACAGAG